Molecule: messenger RNA, 1624 nt
Organism: Hymenoscyphus albidus
Lineage: Eukaryota; Fungi; Ascomycota; Leotiomycetes; Helotiales; Helotiaceae
Source: the annotation of a GenBank genome assembly
GCUUUACUGUACGCUGAAAUGUUGGUGCCCCUCUGUUGGUUGGUGUUGGUGGUUGGACCUUUGGAAAUUACUGGAACACUAGUAAAGAAGUACAUAUGCGCUUGCCCACAGCCGCCCCGAUUGCUAAGUAUCUGUGAAUAUUCAAUGAUGAAUAAUUCACAAAUCUCGCCUGUGGUGGCGACUGCAUUCGUGGGCCUCGCCAGUCUGUUUGGGAUUUUCUUCACCAAGCUUUACCGGGCUCGAUCAUAUGUCCGAGAUCUCAGGGGGAGAGGUUGGGUAUUUUACUCCAAAAAUCUAUCAAAGAUGCUUUCUUUGAAUGCUAACUUCUAUUUUUCAGCCGGUAGCCCCGAACCACAGCUUUUUCUUCGGCCAUCUGUUGUAUUUGAAAAAACAUGUCGAUAAAUCACCCCCAGAAGCGCAUUAUCUUUAUCCCAUCAGUGAUAUCUACCUCGAAACUUCCAGAAAGAGGGAGCUUUCUAUUUGGAUAUGUGGCCUAUAAACCCCCUGUUUUUUGCGGUGUUCUCCCCGGACACUGCUACCUCAGUAACACAGACCAAUCCUCAUACCUGUUCGCAGAGACCUGAAUCUCUCCCGGAGUUCUUUAAGCCUAUUGCCGGAGGUCCAAAUCUUUUCGAUAUGCCAGAGUCCGACUGGAAAGCGUGGCGUGGUGUUUUCAACAGGGGGUUCAACACCGAGCACUGCCAGUCUUUGGUUCCAGGGAUGGUCAAACAGACUCUGGUUUUCAGGGAAACCAUGCGAGAGCAUGCGCGUAAAGGAGACAUUUUCUAUCUCGAUACAACUACUCUACGCUUCAUGAUUGACAUGAUUGGCGAAACCAUCCUGUGAGUAGCCUCGUGAUCUCGCUUAACUAAAUAAAGCUCAAGUCUUAUAUAUUUUCGCACUUGGAAAUACUGAGCUCUGUGCUCAGACUGGUUACAACACACUGGCAGAUUGCAUGAUAAGCCAGAUCCACUGGAUUGCCCCAACAGGAUUUAACCCUUUCGCAUCAUUCAACCUUGUACGCGGCUUCAUACACUGGUGGAACUCCCGCAAAAUGAAUCUCUACAUCGGCGAGGAAGUGGAUAGACGUUAUCUGGAAUACAAAAUUGACACAGAAAAAAAACGGAGCCGAGCUGUGAUAGAUCUUGUCCUUCAAACUUAUCUUGAGAAUGAUACUGGCAAAACACAUGAGAAACUUGAUCCAGAUUUCCGAGCGUUUGCCAUUCGGCAAAUUCGACUCUUUGUGUACGUUGGACACGACACGACUAGCAGCACGAUUUGCUAUUGCAUUCAUCUUCUUUCAAAAAAUGCCGAUGCUUUAGCGAAGCUUCGGGCGGAGCACAAUGCCAUCCUGGGCGAAGACAUCGAAGCAGUCUCAUCGACUAUCAUUGAACAACCGCAACUCCUUAAUGAUCUAACGUACACCAACGCAAUAAUAAUAGAAACACUCAGGUUUUUCCCGCCAGCCAACGGGGUACGUCAAGGCUCAAGACUUACACAUAUACUUGACGACACCGGAAAUUCCUGCCCGACAGAUCGAGCUAUGAUCUGGGUCGGACACAUGCAGAUGCAGACGGCACCAAAAUACUGGGUUCGACCACUUGAGUUUCUUCCUGAACGAUGA